Solanum dulcamara is the source of this 465-nucleotide messenger RNA. RefSeq lists its product as uncharacterized. The transcript has 3 exons. The record is from RefSeq and is a predicted model, not a curated record. Gene Ontology annotation, molecular function: kinase activity. Lineage: Eukaryota; Viridiplantae; Streptophyta; Magnoliopsida; Solanales; Solanaceae.
UAGUACGUCAUGAGAGUGAGUUUUACAAAUAUGAAUUGCCUCCACAUGUUCACUUGCAGUCAUGCCAUUACUGAAUUCUUGGCGCUGCUUAUGACUUUUUUUCUCCCCAGUACUUCUUAUGAAGCUGAAUAAACUAAAGUACGUGUCUUCUUCUAGGAUAUUGCAAAAUUGCAUGCAAAAGGCAUUGGGACAGUGAGUGGGAAGCUGCUUCUUGGAACAGCUGAAAAGAUACCGCCAUCAGAAUUAGUCGAUACAACUGGUGCAGGUGAUGCAUUUAUUGGAGCAGUUCUGUAUGCUCUCUGUGCCAAUAUGCCACCAGAAAGAAUGUUGACAUUUGCUUCUCAAGUGGCGGGUAUCGGGUGUAGAGCAUUGGGAGCAGGAGCUGGUCUUUGUUCACAAUUUGUUUUUUCUCUAUCCACGUCGAAAAUGGAAAAAAGGCUCUACCUUUGUGAUUAUGUACAUUAG